Prunus persica (peach) is the source of this 597-nucleotide messenger RNA. RefSeq lists its product as uncharacterized. The transcript has a single exon. NCBI's taxonomy places the organism in Eukaryota, Viridiplantae, Streptophyta, Magnoliopsida, Rosales, Rosaceae. The record is from RefSeq and is a predicted model, not a curated record. Bases 1 to 597 code for a protein of 198 amino acids.
AUGGCUUGGAAAACAAAUGAUGCAGAAUCUUUGCAAUCCUCUGACGAGCUGAAACGCCAGAAGAAAAUCAAAAUGGCCAUAUAUAUUACUAUUUUCGUUGUGUUUCAGAUCAUAGUUAUCACCGCAAUGAGUCUCACUGUGAUGAAAGUCAAGACCCCCAAGUUCAGGCUAGGCGGCAACAUCAACGUCCAAAGCUUUGAAUCUGUCCCGAAAACGCCUUCAUUCGACAUGAAAUUCACAACCCAAAUCAGGAUCAAGAACUCAGCCAACUGGGGUUCCUACAAGUUCAAUUCUGCCAAUGUCACGUUUCAAUACCAAGGCGCGACUGUGGGAGUAAUUGAUAUCGCAAAGGGCAAGGUUGGAUGGCUUUCGACCAUAAAAAGAAAUGUGGAGGUGAGUUUGAGUUCAAGUGCAAUAACUGGUUCAAAUCUUGGAAGCGAAUUGAGCAGCGGGGUGUUGACGCUCAACAGCGUGGGCAGAUUGAAUGGAAAAGUUGCAAUUAUGUUCAUAAUGAAGAAGAAGAAGGCUACCAACAUGAACUGCACCAUAGCUUUUGAUGUGGCAGCCAAGAUGCUCAAAUCUUUAGAAUGCAAAUGA